Messenger RNA from Zootermopsis nevadensis, 831 nucleotides. Its product is annotated as rhodanese domain-containing protein CG4456. The record is from RefSeq and is a predicted model, not a curated record. NCBI's taxonomy places the organism in Eukaryota, Metazoa, Arthropoda, Insecta, Blattodea, Termopsidae.
UUAGAUAUCAUCUUUGCCGAAGACACUAUGUUGCUAUGGCUACUCAAUAUAAGAUUGGUUGAGAGGAAUCAUGGCAGCUUUCGCAAUGAAACGUUUAUUGCCGGUGGUUUCAAAAGUAAAAUUUGGUCAUAAUGUACAGACAACUCUAGAAAAGUGUAAAUGUAUAUAUCCGAGUGCAACACAAUCAUUCCAUUUAAGAACAAAAAGAAGCAUGGCCUGUAUGCCAGUAACUGGACCAGAAGUGAAAGACCUUUCCUAUGAAGAUAUUAUUGAAUUAAAACAAAAGAAUGAAAUAAUACUGAUUGACGUAAGAGAGCCAUCAGAAAUUGAAGAGACAGGGAAACUUCCUGGAAGUGUACAUAUACCACUUGGAGAACUAAAAAAUGCACUUGAGGUACUGUCUCAAGCAGAUUUUCUAAAAAAAUAUGGUACUGAGAAACCAAAACGUGACGCAAAUCUGGUAUUUUCAUGUCGGACUGGAAAAAGGAGUAGAACUGCGAUGGAAACUGCCACAUCCAUUGGUUUCCUCAAUUCACGUCAUUAUAGUGGUGGAUUCACGGACUGGCAGAAUCGUCAUCCUUCUUAGCUGUAUCCUCAAAAUCAACAGUGUAGUAUUACAUCUACUAGUCACAGAUGUAUCUACAAAUAAAUCAGAACCACUGAAUGAAUAAAAUAGCAAAUUAACUCAACUGAAGGAUGUAUACUAAAAAUAGAAAAUCGUGUUAUUCAACUUGUAACAAAUACUGUCUGAUUUAAAUGAAUUAUAUGUUAAUAUUUUAAAGCACUUUUCUGUGUUGAAACCACAAAUAAAAAUAUUAGAUAAAACUGCAA